AUGUCCAUGCUAAUUUUAAGAAGCGAGUCGAUUUUUCACAGAUGUAGAGAAGAGGAAGUUGGAUGCGAAAUGUAUUAUCCGGCCAGACAAUCUGGGAGUUUGACUAAAGAUGCUCAAGUAGUUCGUCUUCUAUUUGCUCUUGUUUCUUUAGUUAUUGCUAACUAUACCAUAUUCAAGUGCUCUGGAUCCAGAAAUAGCGGGAACGAAACUCUAAUUAAAAAUUCUAAAGAAAAAUCUGAAUCUAUUCGAAUUCUCUCUGCGGUUUCUUGGCUUCUCGUCGCCACCGUUAUGCUUCAUUUCGUUUUCACUUCAUUGGCUAAUGACACUAAUCGAGCUAAUUUCACUGCACAACUACUCCUUAUUGCUUCAUUAAUUUGUGCGAUGAUUGCGUGGAAAGAAAAGUAUCCAGCAGUAUGUGCUCACUUUGUUCUGAUGCCCGUCUACUUGUUGUUUGGUGAUGGAUUGACUCCGGCUCUGAUUACUUUCAUUGCAUUAUCUGCUAUGAUCUCAAAACUCGUUCCAAAAAAAUCACUGUCAUUUGUGAUUGCCUUACUGAUUCCAUUUGGUUUCUAUCAUCUAGGACAUUCUCCUGUCAUAUCAUCCAUUCCAUGGCAUGCUGCUUUCAUUGGAAUACCCGGCGGAGCAACUCUUCGUAUACUUCCAGCUCUCUUUGUAUUAAUUCAUCUCAACUUCUCAGCGAUCUCAUCAGUUUUUGUGAUUUUUACAAACUCGGAUUCCCGUCAACAAGUAACGAAUGAAAGAGAAACGCUCUGCAGCAACUUCGACUUUCAGACUUCGACAUCGUGGACAUUGAUAGAAACACUAGUAUUGAUGACAAUGCGUGCCACCUUCAGUUGUUUGGCCGCAUCAAUUCAUCGACGUCAUUUGAUGGUGUGGAAAAUAUUCGCUCCAAAGUUUAUAUUCGAAUGCAUUCUUACAAUCUUCUUCGUUAUCUCAGUUAAUAUACUGUCGAUUAUCUCUGGAAGGGAGGUUUACGGUAGCAAAGAAAAUGAGAGAAGAGAAAAAAUUCAAUAA
Messenger RNA from Caenorhabditis remanei, 1035 nucleotides. RefSeq lists its product as uncharacterized. The record is from RefSeq and is a predicted model, not a curated record. NCBI's taxonomy places the organism in Eukaryota, Metazoa, Nematoda, Chromadorea, Rhabditida, Rhabditidae. Gene Ontology annotation, molecular function: mannose-ethanolamine phosphotransferase activity. Gene Ontology annotation, cellular component: endoplasmic reticulum membrane. Gene Ontology annotation, biological process: GPI anchor biosynthetic process. The transcript is spliced from 5 exons. The coding region runs from base 1 to 1035 and encodes 344 amino acids.